AUGAGAGGCGUUCCGAUCGUUCUGCUCUACGCCGCGACCUUGGCGUCCGGCGUAGUCAUUACUCCCAAACAUGUUGGUGAGCCUCGCAUUGCCGUCCGCGGCGGCAGUGGUAACCAUGGCGGUGGCCCUUGGUGGGGUAACCACGGAGGUCAGGGUGGUCACAGUAGCAGUGUUCCUCUAGUAGAGACCACUACUCCUGCGCCUGUCGAGACUCCUCCGCCUGUGGAGACCACCUCGUCCGAGACCGAGACGCCUACUAGUUCCCCAGUCAUUCCGACAACUACUUCAGUCGUGGUUCCUACUUCUCCAGUGGUGACUCCUACUACUUCUCUGCCUGUCGAGACCUCCACCCCGUCCGAGACUGAGACGCCUACUUCCCCAGUGGUUCCGACUACUAUUCCAGUGGUGGUUCCUACUACUACUCCAGCCGUGACUCUUACCUCGACUCCUUAUCAGACUGGUACUCCUCCAGUUAUCGUGACCACUACCUACACGACAACCACCUGUCCAGCGGCACGUCAACAUAUAGCCAUCCCCACGAUCACCGUGACAUCUGUUUAUACCUGCACUAAGGGGGGUUGUGCUCUGCCCACAACUACUCCCGCUCCUACAACUCCCUCUGAGUCUACUCCCCCUCCGGUUAUUGUGACCACCACCUACACAACUACCACCUGCCCAGUGACCUGGAGUACCGUUACAAGCGGCACGUCAACAUAUAGCCAUCCCGUGACUGCGACUAGCACGAUCACCGUGACAUCUGCUGUCACCUGUACUAAGGGUUGCACUCAGCCUACAACCGCUCCUGCUUCUAGCAUUCCCUCUGAGACUGCUCCCUCUGUGACCGAGACUGGCACUCCUCCUCCGGUUAUCGUGACCACUACCUACACGACUACCACUUGCCCAGUGACAUGGAGCACUAUCACAAGCGGCACAUCAACAUACACCCAUCCCGUGACUGCGACUAACACGAUCACCCUGACGUCUGUUGUCACCUGUACUAAGGGUUGCACUCAGCCUACAACCGCUCCCGCUUCUACCACUCCUCCCACCACACCUCUUCCCGUUUCGACCACUCCCUCUGUGACCGAGACCCCUAGUACCCCGGUUAUCGUGACCAUUACCUACACGACUACCACUUGCCCAGUGACAUGGAGUACUAUCACAAGUGGCACAUCAACAUACACCCACCCCGUGACUGCGACUAACACGAUCACCGUGACGUCUGUUUCCACCUGCACUGAUGCUUCCACAACUCCUGUCAUGGUGAUUCCUCCGGCUACCGAGAGCAGUGUUCCGGCUACUGAGACAACCGUCCCGGCCACCGAGACCAGUGUUCCGGCCACCGAGUCCAGUGCUCCAGCUACUGAGUCUACUGUCCCGGCCACGGAGACCAGUGUUCCAGCUACUGAGACCUCUGUCCCGGCUACUGAGACCACGGUCCCGGCCACCGAGUCCAGUGCUCCAGCUACUGAGACCUCUGCUCCAGCUACGGAGACUAGUGUUCCAGCUACAGAGUCCAGUGUUCCAGCUACCUCAACCGGUGUUUCAGCUACUGGGUCUACUACCCCGGCACAGUCGAGUUCCAUGACUUCUUCCACCUCGGCUCCCCCUGCUUCCUCUUCGCCUGUUUUCAACAGUGCUCCAGCUCUCCAGAAGUCUGCUGCGGCCAUGAUUCCUGGCCUGGCUCUCCUGUUUGCUCUGCUCUAA
Messenger RNA from Penicillium psychrosexuale, 1707 nucleotides. RefSeq lists its product as uncharacterized. NCBI's taxonomy places the organism in Eukaryota, Fungi, Ascomycota, Eurotiomycetes, Eurotiales, Aspergillaceae. The record is from RefSeq and is a predicted model, not a curated record. The transcript is spliced from 6 exons. The coding region runs from base 1 to 1707 and encodes 568 amino acids.